This is a messenger RNA of Dromaius novaehollandiae (emu), 4517 nucleotides long. Its product is annotated as tropomodulin-2. Lineage: Eukaryota; Metazoa; Chordata; Aves; Casuariiformes; Dromaiidae. The record is from RefSeq and is a predicted model, not a curated record. Gene Ontology annotation, cellular component: striated muscle thin filament; cytoskeleton; myofibril. The transcript has 9 exons. Gene Ontology annotation, biological process: actin filament organization; myofibril assembly; muscle contraction. Bases 7 to 1062 code for a protein of 351 amino acids. Gene Ontology annotation, molecular function: tropomyosin binding.
GGAGCCAUGUCUCUGCCCUUCCGCAAAGAGCUGGAGAAAUACAAGAAUAUCAACGAAGAUGAAAUACUCAGCAAACUCUCAGAGGAUGAACUGAAACAGCUAGAACAUGUUCUUGAUGACCUUGAUCCUGAGAACGCCCUGCUGCCCGCGGGCUUCCGGCAGAAGGAUCAGACCACGAAAGCUGCCACCGGCCCCUUCGACAGGGAACGCCUCCUUUCGUACCUGGAGAAGCAAGCGCUGGAGCACAAAGACAGAGAAGACUUUGUACCGUUUACGGGGGAGAAGAAAGGAAAAAUAUUUAUCCCUAAAGAAAAACCCAUAGAAACUCGUACAGAAGAGAAGGUGACCCUGGAUCCGGAACUAGAAGAAGCCCUGGCCAGCGCUUCCGACACCGAGCUCUAUGACCUUGCAGCUGUUCUUGGUGUGCACAACAUGGUCAACAACCCAAAAUUUGACGAAGGAGGAGCCCGCAGUAAAGAUGGAAAAGGAAGUGUGAGAAAUGUGGUCAAAGGUGAAAAGGUCAAGCCCAUUUUUGAGGAGCCACCUAACCCAACCAAUGUGGAAGCAAGUUUACAAAGGAUAAAAGCAAAUGAUCCUAGUCUCGUAGAAGUUAAUCUGAACAACAUAAAGAAUAUUCCUAUUCCAACACUGAAAGAAUUUGCAAAAGCUCUGGAAAGCAACACCCAUGUGAAGACAUUCAGCCUUGCAGCUACUCGAAGCAAUGACCCUGUAGCUAUUGCAUUUGCAGAUAUGUUGAAAGUGAACAAAACGCUGAAGAGUCUGAAUGUAGAGUCCAAUUUCAUCACUGGGACGGGCAUUCUGGCACUGAUUGAUGCACUAAAAGAGAAUGAAUCUCUGACAGAGAUUAAAAUUGACAACCAGAGGCAGCAGCUGGGGACAGCUGUAGAGAUGGAGAUUGCCAAGAUGCUGGAAGAGAACUCCAAGAUUCUCAAGUUUGGAUACCAGUUCACAAAGCAAGGGCCAAGAACCAGGGUGGCAGCAGCUAUCACUAAAAACAAUGAUCUGGUUCGUAAAAAGCGAGUGGAAGGAGAGCGGCAGUAGCCACGCCAGAGAGGAUGCAGAACACGACUGGAGGCAGCCAACAACUGCAAUCUCAAAGCGUUCACUGGUCAGAAGGAAAGACACUGGAAAACCAUUAUAAUGGGAGUUGCUUAUUUCCGUUAAUGUCUCCUUUUAACCUUGAAAAUGCAGCCUGAUCAUUUUUAACUUUCAGUUAAUUCAACUUUCAUGAUAAAAAUUGAUCUUUGUUUUGAUAUUAAUGAAAAAAUUGUUUUACAAUAUCUGAAGCCAAUAAGCAGAAUGUUACAGUGUUACUGAGCAUAACAUAUGGUGACACUGACCUUUAUUUUAGACACUUUUUGCCACGUUAAAAUAUAAUCUUGUGUAUGGAUAAGGGAUACUCUGCUUAAAAAGGAAAUUCUAGGGCCAAGUCCUGCAAUGCCUUAUGUUUUUGAAUAAUCCUAACUUAUGUAUGUAGUCCUGCUGAAUUCAGUGUGAUGCUCCAGUAAUGCCAGUGCAGGUUUGCAGGAUCACACCCACGGGCCUCUCUCCUGCUCUCCAACCUGGACAGCAGGAACUCUGCAUUUGACAGAGCCCUGCUACCUCAUGGGGGUCUCUGCCCAUCCGGGUCCAAGAGCAGGAUCACGCUUAGGUGUAUGAGCAUUGUCAAAGCCUACUUGUUUACAUACGCUGAGGCUCGUUAGGUGGAUCAUUUCACAAUGUUACGCUGAUUUGUUAACCUUACUCCACAAUGGAAGGUAGUAUUAGUGUUGCCAAGCCUAGAUACCUUAAACGUUAGCUUUUUUCUAGUCCAGUGAGUUUUUAUUUGUUACUAGAACGCACAGUUUACAGCAAUAUUUGUUUUGCUUUGAGCCGUGUGUUUGACCUUUUUUAGUUCUGGUAUUUAUGUGCAUUUGUUAGUGUCAUAGAACUCAGGACCUUUUAGAUGAAGAUUAAUAAAGCAGUUAACCCAGGACAGCAGCUGUGCUACCCGGAAAAAACAGUAAAAGCGUAGUUGUACCAACUACCUAACUUUCGUUUAUAGAAACCAGUUCAGGUUUGUCCUUGUAUCAUAAAGCACUUAGGUAUCUGCAUUAGUACUUCGCUGAAUAAGGGCAGAUUUAAGCAUAUGCAAAAAUGCUUUGCUAAAUCAGAGCCUUAACUCAGUUCCUGUACAUAUUUUUAAGCUAGUGGAAAAUACUUGUGAAGCAGCAGCUAACCCCAAUGCUCAACAGCAUAAAAAUUUUAGUAGGAAUUUAGUCAACAAUAUUUUAUGUUAUAUAUUUCCCAGUCUAAAACAUUAUUUUCUACCACUACUUUAUCACUGCCAACUGCUGUCUGUGAUGAACAGCCAGAGGUUCCUUUUGGUUAAAAUUAAACGUACUGCAAGAGUUAAGUGAGACUCCGGUUAGGUGUUUCACUGAUUCCAGUGCUUUCAGAAAGCUGCAGGAAUUUCCCUGGGGCUAACACGCUCCUGCAAAACACCAGCCUCUCCUCCCAGAGCUGCCCUGCUUCACCGUGCUGGUGGCGGAGGGACUCCGGAGGUCAGCGUCACUGCGCUGCACGCCCGACCUGGGGGAGAGCUGUGAGCCGCUGCACAGCUGGGCACCCAGGACUAGAAAGUGGGGGGGCCCCCGGAGCAGCUGGUUGGCACGCUCUCCUGAGCCUGGCCUUUUCCUGAGCCUAAGUGCAGUGCAAGCGAGCAGCAUGAACCCUCCCUCGGUGCCUUUUGUCAUGGAAAUGAGCAGGUCCAAGGCAGCACUGUUCCUGUGGGAUUCUGAUCUUCAUACUCGAGCCCUAACUGAAUAAUGUACACCUAGAUCCCACUUCAAAUAAUUUGCUAAAGUGCUCUGCUGAACUGGGGUCUAAAGUACAGUACCCACAGUUUACCUCCCUGGAGAGCUCCCAGUCCUUAGAGUUUCCAUCUCUCCCUCCCUUCCUCAGAUUAAGGCUAAAACCUUUGCUUCACAAGUGAAAAACAUAACACAUGAAGGAGUCUUGCUGAGAUUUUCCCUAGAUCCAUGCAGGAUUUGCUGUGAAAAGCUUUGAUAUUCCAUUAAAAAAAGUCAAGUUCUGUAACACAGUCAUAAAACUGCCUGGUCUUAGUUAAGCAGCCCUUAAAAGCAUGAGGAUUACCAGGGUGAUAAUGGGUUUGCGGCAUCAGGUCACAUGGGUAGAAAGAAGCCUCAUCUCAAAAGCCAAAUGAUUUUGGAUGCUGACAAAAUUCAGUGAUUAGAAUCACAUUAUCCAUAUUUUCCUCUCCUUUUGCUUUGAUCCAAGCAGGGAAAUCCCAAGUCCCUAUGACUGUUUUCUUUUUUAAUGUAUUUUAAUGAUUUUUUUAUUUUUAAAGGAUGAUGUGUGUGUAUGUUCAAGGGAAACAAGUGCAAUCCAUUUCUAGUCUUAAUUGCCAUUUAAAGUGUUGGUAUUUGCAUGCAGCAGUUUUAUAAGGAUGGACUGGUCUGGCUGCUUCGUGAUGUCUGCAGCAUGUCAUCCCGCAUAGCUUUGCUCUGAGCCACUCAAGUGGUUGUAGUGUCAGGUGGCUCCAUCCAUGUCAGCUACAGCGUACAUCAUGGACCAAGGUGACUGGCUUGGGAAGGCCCAGUGGCUUCCUCUUCCCUUCAUCUGCCAUGCUCUUCGCACAGGCCCGUUUCUCCUAAAGGGAGGAUUCCUCAGGCACUUGAGAGCAGGAUCUCAAACACUAGCCCCACUAUGCACUAGGAGACAGCGCCUGGAGCUCUACGUCCCUCCGUUGGGCACCCGGGAGGUCUGCCUCCUGCCAGCACCUGUGAGGCGAGCUCUUAAUGCCUGGCCCGACUGUCUAGGCAGCAGGCUCCAGCGCGGCCGCUGCCAGGCCUGCCCGGGCACCAUCGCUGUCCUCCCUCUUCUGCACAUUCCACACGAGGGCUUCGCCACUGUCUGGCCUUGGGCAUCGCAGAUCAAAUGCUGCAGCAAUAUAAGGGUCUGCUCAAUACAACAGCAGCAAAUCAGCACCCUUAUUGGUGACAGCAACAGAUAUUCAUAUAGACUUUAAUAUAGGAUGAUUUAGUUGGUUAAAAUCCCUGCAGCUAACAUGAAGGGGGUCAGGAUGUGACUAGCUCCUUUUAAAGUUCCACUUUCAAACAACAUCUGUUACACUCCCAAGUGAAUGGGACACAGGGACGCGAGUCCUUUUUUUCUUAAGCAAACAUUCAGGAGUAACUUUGUCUACUUUUGCACAUUGCUUCUCGUGUUGACAGCUUAGGUUUGGUUUGUAUUUUUUAUACUUUUUUCCAUGGAAAAGCUCAACAUUGUGCAUGUCCCAACAUUUGUGUGUAUCGUAGCGUGCACUAAGGACAGUAUGGUGUACACGUCAAAUGCUAGAUGAAGAUGUUAUCUCUGGAACAUAAAUAAUUGCAUGCGCACAGUGUGGUGCAUAUUACUCAAGAGGAAGGGAAUUACCAUGCUAUGUAACAGUGACUGCCCAACAACAUGGUUUUUCUAAAUAAAUCUUCAUAAAG